UAUGCGUGUCAUGAAUCUUCCUCCUACGUUAUCAUUUUAGAUCUCCCUCACAAUUUCUCUUUUUCAUCCCACUUUCUCUCUCCUCCAUUGAAGCGCGUACUCUGAAUUCUCCAUUGGAGGGGCUUCUGAGUUUUCUCUACUCCAUUGAAGCAGCUUCUGAGCAACUGAAAUUAAGGAGUAUACAAGAAAUGAAAGUCAAGCAAAAUCAGUAAUUAGGCGUAGUAGGUGAAGAGAAAGUCAGCAAUCUCAGCAUAUUGUUGUCUAAUCGUCUAGGUGAUGGCACUCCGAAAUGCGAGUUUGUUCCCGAAAUCAGCUUCAACGGAUAAUCGGUUCCAAGUAAAGUUGAGGUCUCCCUGCAGCUUUUCUUCUCCAGUAAAAGUGGGUUACAAGAAGAGGUUAAUAGUGGCAGCUCUAGAUAACAAGAGCAACGUUGGUGGCGGAGAUGCCAAGAAGGGUGCAGUCCCCAACUCGAAUUAUGUGGUACCACUUGAUAAAUCUGCAUCUUGCAUCACUCGUCCACUUGCUGAGAUCCUCCGAGAUCUUAACAAAAGGAUUCCUGAUAACAUCCUCAAACCCAACUCCAAAAUUAUUCCAUGGUACCACGCUAAUCGAAUGUUGAGUUUCUAUGCCCCAGGUUGGUGUGGAGAAGUACGUGAUGCCAUAUUCUCUGAUGAUGGAAGUGUAACAGUUGUUUACCGUGUCACUAUACGAGGAUCUGAUGGAGAGGCAUAUCGUGAAGCUACUGGAACAAUAUUGUCUAAUGACCCAAAUGCUGCUGAUCCAGUUGCUGCCGCAGAAGAGAUUGCCUUUGUCAGGGCCUGUGCUCGUUUUGGGCUUGGGUUGUAUUUAUAUCACGAGUAAUUCAUUUUUUCCCAUGUUUAUUCUGGAUUUUUGAUCUACAUACAAUCAUGUCUAGAUAAAGGCAUGUCGCAUGACAUCAUACGCGUUGACAUUGAAUGAGCAUCAGGUGAAAGCUUGAUGCCUUUGAGUGCUGUAAUUCUCUCCUGAAAGUAAAGCCAAACAAUGAGUUUACAAUUAGUACAAGUUACUGAAGUUAGCAUACCCACCGAGGGAUGAUUUGUCUGAGUUUGUCUUGUCAAAUGACAUGAUUCAGAUGUAGUUUGAUAAUUGAUUGGAUACUUGGGUAUAUUUAUCUUAAGUAUUUUAGACUGCAUAUAUAUACGCUAAAACCUUAUACAAUUCUAUUA
This is a messenger RNA of Chenopodium quinoa (quinoa), 1208 nucleotides long. RefSeq names its product DNA repair RAD52-like protein 2, chloroplastic. The transcript is spliced from 5 exons. The record is from RefSeq and is a predicted model, not a curated record. Gene Ontology annotation, molecular function: DNA binding. Gene Ontology annotation, biological process: double-strand break repair via homologous recombination. NCBI's taxonomy places the organism in Eukaryota, Viridiplantae, Streptophyta, Magnoliopsida, Caryophyllales, Amaranthaceae. The coding region runs from base 277 to 861 and encodes 194 amino acids.